Molecule: messenger RNA, 663 nt
Organism: Protopolystoma xenopodis
Lineage: Eukaryota; Metazoa; Platyhelminthes; Monogenea; Polystomatidea; Polystomatidae
Source: the annotation of a GenBank genome assembly
AUGGCAAAACUCACUAAUGAUGCCGGCGAAACGUUUGGGAAUAAGUCACAGCGUGAAGUUGAGCUGGCUGAAAUGCGUGAAUCACGUCGGAUUCAACGUUUGGCUGAUCUAGAGGCUAAGACACGUAUCCUUCGUCAGAUCGAGGACGAUCGUCUUGAGAAAGCCGAGCGUGAUUGGAAUUCAGGAAUCUUAUCUUCAAGCCCAGCAAAUGCCGCUGUUUCUGAAGCCAAGAGCUCUGGUAGAGAAGAAGAUGGUCCAGCAAAUAUACUUCAACAACGCAACUUGGCUGUCAAUUUAUCCAAUACUACUUGUACAGAUACACGACUCCAACUGCGCUUAACCCAAGGUGGAUACCUGAUUGCAACUUUUCAUGCUAAUGCCUGUCUGGCUCGAGAUGUACGCGAUUGGAUUACAAAGCAGACUCAGCAGCCUGCAACAAGUAUCACUUCCUCACAUCCUGCCACAUCAGCCUCUCAAGAUGUAAUAAACGGCCUUAGAAAUCUUAUCUCGACGGGCUACACCUUUCGACAACUACGUCCGGCGAGAUUUGCUGGUCUGAAACGGUAUUUUUUUUUAUUCACAUCUCCGUUAUUUUUUAUACUUUGUGACCUGAUGGAAAUCAUUAUCCGAGAUUUUAUCUAUAUGAUUAGGCAUCAUUCUUAA